Molecule: messenger RNA, 882 nt
Organism: Caenorhabditis briggsae
Lineage: Eukaryota; Metazoa; Nematoda; Chromadorea; Rhabditida; Rhabditidae
Gene: Cbr-unc-64
Product: Protein CBR-UNC-64
Exons: 6
Coding region: 1-882 (293 amino acids)
Biological process (GO): synaptic vesicle fusion to presynaptic active zone membrane; intracellular protein transport; exocytosis
Cellular component (GO): synaptic vesicle; SNARE complex; presynaptic active zone membrane
Molecular function (GO): SNAP receptor activity; SNARE binding
Source: RefSeq, a predicted model, not a curated record
AUGACUAAGGACAGAUUGGCCGCUCUAAAAGCGGCGCAGUCGGAAGACGAGCAAGAUGAUGAUAUGCACAUGGAGACCGGAAAUGCACAGUAUAUGGAGGAGUUCUUUGAGCAGGUCGAAGAAAUCCGUGGAAGUGUGGAUAUCAUAGCGAACAAUGUGGAGGAGGUCAAGAAGAAGCACUCGGCGAUUCUCUCGAAUCCAGUCAACGAUCAGAAAACCAAAGAAGAACUUGAUGAGUUGAUGGCGGUGAUCAAACGGGCGGCGAAUAAGGUCCGCGGAAAGCUGAAAUUGAUUGAGAACGCGAUUGAGCACGACGAGAAUCAGCAGGGAGCUGGAAAUGCGGAUCUUCGGAUCCGCAAGACUCAACACAGUACACUGUCGAGGCGAUUCGUGGAAGUGAUGACUGAUUACAACAAGACGCAGACUGAUUAUCGAGAGAGGUGUAAAGGAAGAAUUCAGAGACAAUUGGAUAUUGCCGGAAAACAAGUCGGCGACGAGGAUCUCGAGGAAAUGAUUGAAAGCGGAAAUCCGGGUGUCUUCACUCAGGGAAUCAUCACAGACACACAACAAGCCAAACAGACGUUGGCUGAUAUCGAAGCGAGACACAAUGAUAUCAUGAAAUUGGAGAGUUCGAUUCGAGAGUUACAUGAUAUGUUUAUGGAUAUGGCCAUGCUUGUCGAAUCUCAGGGAGAGAUGGUAGAUCGAAUUGAGUACAACGUGGAGCACGCGAAGGAAUUCGUCGACCGCGCCGUCGCCGAUACCAAGAAAGCCGUGCAAUACCAGUCGAAGGCGCGAAGGAAGAAGAUCAUCAUUUUGAUCGUCGUCACCGUCAUUAUUGUCAUCCUCUCCCUGUGGCUCAUCCAGUAUAUCCCUGGAAUUUAA